AUGCCGAAUUCUAAUACCAAUUCUUCCCCUGUCAAGCGGCCGAGCCUGGGGCGCCGUGCAGUUUCCUCUCACGCCGUUGUCACGCGCUCGGCCUCAACUACCGGAGAUUCGUCCGACCCAAAAUCCCACAUCGUACACCGGCAUCAUCAUCCUCGCCCGCACCUAGUCGGCCACCGUCACAACCACCACAGUCGCAACCCCUCCUACGGAAAGAACGUCAACAAAUUACAGCGACUCACUUCCGGGGCUGAACCCGCUCGUCAUCAUCAGCGCAAAAAGUCUGCGCCCGCGACACCCGCUACGAGCCCCCCGCGCGGUGGUCCCCACGUGCGCUGGGAGGAGGGUGGGUUCGAAGAUCCGAAUCCGGCAGCGUCGAUGAAGAAAAAUAAUUCGAGUCCCGCGUUGCGACGAUAUACGUCUACAGGUACAUUUCCCAACAAGAAAUCAAUCGUUAGCACCGACCGUCCCCGCUCGAGUUCUGGGAAGAAGAAAACGGUGGGUUUCGAGAUCGGAGAUUCGGAAAACGACGACGGUGAAUGGGAGGAUACUACGCAGUCGCCCGAAAGCACUAGGCGCAGUUCCGUUGCACAGUCCAAGGAAAGCGUGGAGAACGCUGCAGCGCUAGUGGAUCCUUUGAUAUUUGUCAAGCGCCCUUAUCCUCAAAUACCGCGAGCGACCAGUCUCCCGGAACCGACCAGUCAAAGUUUCGCUCGGGAAGGUCAGUCAACGGACGAGGAAGAAGGGCAAGAAUCACAGCACGAGGAGAAAGAGAGGCAGGGACUUCAGGAACAGCAAGGGUUGCAACGAGAGAACAAACAGCAAGAAGCCGGCCAAGUACCUGAACCCAGUGCGAUCGCAUCUCGUCUUAUCAGUCCGGCACUUUCGGCCAAAGCUCCCCCCGCCAUGUCUUCCAUAUCUGCCAUGGCCAAACCGGCGGCUAUCGAUACUGCCAUUUCACGUACUGCUUCGCUGAACAACCUGAAAGCUGGUCAAGACGCCUCCCGGCGCACGUUGCCUUCACCAAAUCCCGCCUUAGCAAGUACCCCCGGAAACCACACACAGGCAACUUCAUCGUCGAUCGAAGGAGGCGUUUCCAGGUUCAUCGUGAACAAUGGGGCUUCCAGGGCAGAUUCCGAUCCCAAUACCCCGUCCUCGUUUCUACCACAAUACCACCUGCAAACCCCGCCAUCGCCUGGCACUACGAUUAAGCCUCGUUCAUCACCACCCUCGAGACCCCCUGGCGCAGAGCCACCAUCUCGAACACAGCAAAAGCUCUGGCUACAGCGAACGGCUGCGCUGAACACAUCCCCUCCUGAUGGUCAUGAUACGGUGCCCCCAUCGGUGAUGGAUGGGACUUUCAUGGCUUCAGCGCACGGUCGACCAGGCACUGGAGCGUACGAUGCGGGAAGAGCACUUGUCAACGGCUCAGCCAGAUCAGGCGGUCCGGGACACGACAACGAAGCCAAGCAAACCCGCAAGGCAUUCGAGAAGACCGCUCUAGAACUCACAGUCGUCCGACGAUUCCAAUCACCAACCGCAGAUAGUUUCAGUCGGCUAAGGUCCGUCAUCCAGGAGACCAGAGGUCCCGAACGAAGCAACACAUCACUCGGCCAGCCAGUCAAAUCAGCUCCUGCAUUAACACUCCUCAGCGACGGGCAGCAGUCGUGUCGGGGAUCCGGACAAGCUUCGAGUCCGGAAACGAGACAGCCUGUGGGUAGGAGGAUGAGGCCAUCUGUCUCGGAGACGGAUGAUUCGUCUGCCAACGACUCUGGUGAUCGGCCGAAAUCUCAACACCCAUCUCAACGGAUUCUUUCUACUUCAGACGAUACGGCAACCGGAAAUCCUUCGACUGACGACGACGCAGAACCCAACCAAUACAACGACAUUGAGAUGAUGAUCCGUCGCAUGUGGGAUAGUCGCAUUGUGGCUUCUUCUGCCUAG
Molecule: messenger RNA, 1941 nt
Organism: Aspergillus ruber CBS 135680
Lineage: Eukaryota; Fungi; Ascomycota; Eurotiomycetes; Eurotiales; Aspergillaceae
Exons: 1
Coding region: 1-1941 (646 amino acids)
Cellular component (GO): fungal-type vacuole membrane; TORC1 complex
Source: RefSeq, a predicted model, not a curated record